Molecule: messenger RNA, 2988 nt
Organism: Dinoponera quadriceps
Lineage: Eukaryota; Metazoa; Arthropoda; Insecta; Hymenoptera; Formicidae
Product: TLD domain-containing protein 1
Exons: 2
Coding region: 301-1635 (444 amino acids)
Source: RefSeq, a predicted model, not a curated record
GAUAGGUGUCCGCGCACACGUAGCGGGCCGCUCGCUCGCUCGUUCGCGCAUAACCUCGAAAUUGGCCGGACUGAGCGCGUUAACGUCGAUCGCGACCGUCGCCGUCGUCGUCGUUUGCGCGACGACGUGACGUUACGUGACGUGACGUGACGUGCGAGGUGUACACGUGCCGACGACGAGGCGUCGCGAAGGUGGUGCGGCGGUCUCUCUUCGCAUCCUUACCUCUCGACGUCCACGAGACGACCCGGGGAAAGUCGGGGUAUAUGGACUAUCGGGAAAGAUCGCUGGUCCGCAUGAAAGAUGGGUCAUGGGUCGAGCCGUUCACCCUCAUCAGCGAACAUCCUGUCUGCGGAGGAGCUGACACUGGUGGAGAACCUGUUUAAGUCCAUGUCCCGCAGUUCGGGUUCCAUCAAACGCGAGGACAUAUUCAAGCACUGGUCGACGCACUUGGACGAUGUGCUGCUACAGUUUGUGGUGCGUUUCCUCUGCCACGAGCCGGGCAAGAGGGUCUCCGCUGUCAACGGCGAGAAUUUUGGCCGGCUCUACGUGUUCGCCGUGCGGGGUAGCCCCGAGGAGCGCACGAAUCUGAUCUUCAACGGCUUCUCCGAGGAGGAGCACAAAUACGAGAUGCCCACCGAGACGUUCCUCAGAUAUAUUCAAGCAACGAUCAAUUCCUACCUGCGACUGCAGAAGAACUCCUGUAACGCGCACUACCUCACCUGGAGCAACAUCGGCUGCACCGUCAACACCAGGCGCAUCGGGAUGCGUUCCCGUAGCCUCUGCGAGGAUCUCAUCAAGUACGGGGACGUGUUGACCGUCGACCAGGUGGAGAGCUGGUUCGUCACCGCGGCCACGUUCAAGAGCAUCCAGUCCCACGUAUUCCAAUACCUCUAUCUAGUCUCUCAGAAGAAGGGCGAUAAGAAUACGAGCGCGCGAAUAAGCGACCUCAAUCUCCUGCCGAUCUGCGGCGGCCUCGAGAACACACCGCACUUCCCCAGUAUACUCGGGCUGGGGGACGUUCUCUUCCUGAAUCUGAGCCUGCCGCACGAGCUCCGUGACGAAUGGCGGUUCCUGUUCUCGAGCCAGGUGCACGGCGAGUCGUUCUCCACCAUGCUGGGCAGGGUAAUGAUGGAGGGCGCCACGAUAAUCAUACUCCAGGACAUGGACGACCACGUGUUCGGCGGCUUCGCCUCCGACAGCUGGAAGCUGGGUCCGAACUUCAUCGGCAAUCAAACCUCGUUUCUGUUCAAGCUCGAGCCGGACAUACUGACGUUCUCGGCGACGAAUUACAACAGCCACUAUCAGUAUCUGAAUCUCCAUCAACAAACGAUGCCUAACGGCUUGCUCAUGGGGGGGCAGCUUAAUUACCCCGGCCUCUGGUUGGACUGCGAGUACGGCGCCGGCAAGUCGAGCGUAUCGUGCACGACCUUUCAGAAUUACGUGCAACUCAGCGGUAAGGAGGACUUCAAAAUCAAACACUGCGAGGUGUGGGGCGUCGGCCCGAAGCCGUUGGACGCGCAGGAGGACGUGCGCGAGAUGAAGUCCGUGCUGAAUCAAGACCCGACAUCGAAGAUGAUGCUGGAACUGUCCGGCCGCAAGCUGCACAGCGAGGGACUUCGCGAGGAGGACCAGUAAUUGUGACGUGCAAUUUUGAGAUUUUUACGGAAGUCGUAGGUUGUAAGCGGAGAAAAAAAGAAAAACGAGAUAGAGGGGGUGAUGACUAGCUGUAAAGAUAUUUACAAAUAUUUGAGACGUUAAUCGAUUUCGAAUAGAGUCUGUGUAAAAUCUGUUAUCGAUCUUGUAUUGUAUAAUGGAAUACGCGGGUAUAAAAGAUGUAUUUAGUAAACUGUUAUAGAUUCGUAAUUAUACGUUGACAGUCGCGACAUGAUAAGAAGAAUGGGGACGAAGAGUGAUGAACCCUCGCGAUCCAUAAUUUACGCGAGCGCAUAUCCUCGGGGUAUGUUAGAAGGAAUCCGUGUGAUAACGCCGCGAGAGGCAAUCAAAGCGCGAAGCGGAAACGAAUUACACUUACGAAAGCCACUGCGUGUUAGAUUGAGUGAAAGAAAAAAAAAAACAAAUAGUACGUCUGUCCAUAUUAUGUGUACGAGCGGUCUCUCUCUGUGUACGUUUCUACAGACUUCUGUUUGUUUUGUAAUUUAUCUUAACGAGGGAACGUUUCGAGGUGAUCCUCUCCGAUUUUGAUGAACUUCGAAUAUAAUAAUAUAUUGCAACUGCAAUUGGAUAUAACGCAAUCGUCAUCUGUAACAGUGGAUAUCUCGAAAACUGAUGUCUCUCGUGUUUCGAAUUUUUCACCGGGAGAAAAAUGAGAUUAUUUCGUUAUCUUACCCGAAGUAAGAGAAACAAGGACGACUAACGCGUGAGUUCGAUCGUAGCGGCUCGGUUGUAUCAACGUGUUUUGUUUCUUUAUCUCUAUUAGACACACGUGCCAUCGACAUAUCUAGAAGGGAUCAAAGAUCAGGAAGAGACAAAUGCACGUUCCCGAACGUUCCCCCGUGCGCAUUAUUAGGACUUUUGUCCCUUUUUAAACGGCCUGACGAGUCUGAAUUUGCCGCAAUUAUUUCCAUUCGGUCACUCGAUUCCACUUCCCGUGUAACUUCAUUAUGUCGUGUAUACGUGUAUAUUUAUGAAUUCAGCUAUGAUAUUAAAGGAAUAAUAUCAUGCCAAUCGCUGCGUGGCCUGAAUGCCUAUUGUCUAGUGCCUGACGAGUCGAUUGUUAAUCGUUAAUUUAUCAUUCUCCGUAUGUUGAUUAUAUUCAUAUAUAAACGAACUCAUGUGUGCCAUACAAAUUGCUCUUGUUAACUAAGACUGUAUAAUCGUGUCGUACGAGGAUGGAGAAGAAGGGAUGUAUAUCACCGCGCAAAUAUUCGCCAACGAGAGUCGUUUGCCGACUGCAAGUCAGCGGGAAGAACUUUCUGCACUAUUAUAAAAUCUAUUAAAAGUUCAAUAAACAAUCAAAAUCUACGACGC